Molecule: messenger RNA, 1789 nt
Organism: Paramecium pentaurelia
Lineage: Eukaryota; Ciliophora; Oligohymenophorea; Peniculida; Parameciidae
Source: the annotation of a GenBank genome assembly
UAUGGAUUAAGAUUAAAGAGGCCUUUCACCAUAAACUUCAAAAUCAUCAUCCCAUUAGAAUCAAGUAUCAAGGUCUAAAGAAUUUCAAUUAGAUUUCUUUAUACAAAAGAAAUUUAUAUCUGAGGAUUUGAAAUCAAUUUUAGAGGAAGCACAAGUACUAUAUCAAAUCUAAAUAAGCAAAAAUAUUUGAUAAAAUCUAUCCAUAUAAAUUACAAGAAUUAAAUUCCAGAAUUAGAUGGUGUAGCUUUUACAAUUGAUGAUUCUGGGGAAAAUAAAAUGAAUGCUAAAUGUGAUGCAGCUCUUUAUAUAAUUCAAUUAUUAUAGGAGAGAUGUAAAUAAUAAAUAAAUAUCAUACUCUUAAUACCAGAAGGUAUAUAUAUAGUAAUUCUAGGAAUUGUAUCCUUUUUAAUUGGAUCCAAAGGAUCAUAGCUUGCAAAAAUCAUUGAAGAAACUAAUGCCAAAAUUACAGUAAAUCAACCAAUUGUUAACUAUUCUCCUAGAACUGUUAAAAUUGUAGGUGAUUAAAGCACAAUUAAUUGUGCUAUUAGAGCUAUAACCAAAAAAAUGUAAGAAAGAGGCAUUUCCUCAGAAGAUUAUAAAAAGGUUCCUGAAACAUUGAAUCCAUAAAAAGUUAAUGUUAAAGUAAAUAUUUAUACAAUAAUUUAAAGACAAAACUCAUUUUUUAAUCCUCUGUUGUUGAUUACAUUAUGAAAAAUAAAAAUGAAAUAGAGAAUAAAUAUGAAGUCUAAAUCAAAGCAAAAGAAAGCAAUGAAAUUAAACUCACUGUAAUAAUGUUUUUAUUAUUAAUAUAUAGUAAAAAUGCAAAUUAAAAAGAGAAGAUAAAAUAGUUUAAUUAUAAGGUUCUUUAUCCAAUGUUUAAGAUGCUUUAUCAUCUUUAAUUAGAAGAGUCUCAGAACAUUUAAAAAAAUAAGAAUUAGAAAUAAAAAUUGUUAUGCCAGCUAGUUAUGCUUCUAAAUUAAUUGGAGCAAGUAUCUUAUAAUUUAUAUAUAUUCUUUUUAGAGGGUUGUUAAAUUAGGGAAUUAGCUACAAAAUCAAAAGGAGCUUAAAUUAAAGUUUUAUCUGAUAAAGAUGAAACUGAUCAUGAUUAUUGUAUGCUAUUUCACUAAUUAUUAUAGAUUGUAUUGUUCAAAUUGCAGGAAAUUUAUAAAAUAAACAAGAUGCUAGUAAAUUAAUUCUAUAAUAAAUUGAAUGUUUUAAGAAUGGAGGACCAGUAUAUUAUAAUAUAUAUAUAUUAGAUAAUGGAUAGUGGUAAAUUUUUAAAUGAGGAUAAUUAGAAUUAAACAUCUUAAUAAUCAAACAAUUAUGAAGAUUAUAAAAUAAAAAGGUUUUAAAAAUAUAUUCAAACUUUAUUAGAUAAAAAUCUAGUUCAUAAUCUGAGAGAAAUUCACGUUCAAGAUCAUAAUCCAGAAGAAAACAUAAACAUUAAAGGAAAAGAUCUAAUGAAAGAAGAUCUGCAUCAUCAAGGUAAUUCAAAUUAAACUAUUCAUACUUUUUAGUUAUUCUAAAAGAAGAGAAAGAGCAAAUGUCUUAUCUACAAAAAUGAUUAUUUCUAAUGAAGUGAUGCAUAUUUUAGAAAGAUAUAAUAAAUUAAGAGAAUAUAAAGAGAGAUUUAAUGUAGAUACAUAAGCUGAGGAUUCGGUACUAAUCAAAUCUAAUAAAUUAGAGAAGAAAUUCUGAAUCUUAUUUGAGAUUAAAAGGCAAAUUAAAAGAUUGUUUAAUUGUUAUUGAAGAAAUUUUGAAUGAGCAACAAAAAAUCCUAAGAAAAUGA